Messenger RNA from Eimeria acervulina, 570 nucleotides. RefSeq lists its product as hypothetical. The transcript has a single exon. The record is from RefSeq and is a predicted model, not a curated record. The coding region runs from base 1 to 570 and encodes 189 amino acids. NCBI's taxonomy places the organism in Eukaryota, Apicomplexa, Conoidasida, Eucoccidiorida, Eimeriidae.
AUGCAUAUACAGCAGCAGCAAAUGCAGCAGCAGCAGCAGCAGCAAAUGCAACAGCAGCAGCAACAGCAGAUUCAAUCAGCAGCAGCAGCAGCAGCAGCAGCAGCAAGUAUUGUUCAUAACAAUACUAUUGUGGGCCUUUUAUUAUUCAGACAGAUAGACGCCUUGGGGCCUUGCUUCGCAGCUACCCCUCCAGCACUUGCAGCUGUUGUGUUGUAUGUUGCCGCUAGCAGCAGCAGCAGCAGCAACCGCAGCUCGGUCACUGUCAACUCCCCCCCCGCCCACGCAGCAGCAACUAUUGUUCUGCUGCUGCUGCAGCAGCAGCAGCAGCAACAACAACAGUUGCAACGGCAAUUUGCAUCAGCAAUUGCGCGGCGCUGCCCCACCGCAGGACAUAGCAGCAGCGGCAGCACCAGUAGCAGCAGCUACUGCGGCGCUGCUUGGAUGCAGGAUUCAACAGCAGCAGCAGCAGCAGAAGCUGUGGCACUGCUGGAGGACUCCGCAUCAGCAGCAGCAGCAGUAGCAGCAGCAACUGCGGCGCUGCUGGGGAGGAUUCAACGGCAGCAGCAGUAG